AUGAGCAGAUCGAUGUUCCGCUCCGCCUUGGAGCUGCGGAAGCCCGUGUCGCGCCUACCGCCGACCUUCCUGCUGCCCAUUCGCGCGCGAUGGCUUAGCUCGACACAGCAACAUGUCGAGGCAGCUGCGACGAGCCCACCUCCACCACCCAGCGGCGUCCCCCUCGAGGCAUCGCGCGCUCAGAACACCUCCGCCACAGAUCACGCCAGGACAGCAGCCACAACCGCGACAGCGACAGCAACAGCGACAGCAACAAGCCAGUUACUGCAUCACAACACGUCGAAGCCGCGCUCUCCGCCCACGCAGGCCCCGCCGCCACAGCCGACCGGGCCCAUUCCACAAGCGAUCAGGGAUAUGCUGCCUCUGCUACGGGCGCAGCCGGGCGGGCACUACGUGACGCUGCACAUCCACGGGCGGCCGUACCUGGUGACACCCGGCGACGAGAUUCGGCUUCCCUUCCUGAUGCCCGGCGUGCGCCCCGGAGACGUGCUACGGUUGAACCGCGCCUCGGUGCUGGGCUCACGCGACCUCACGCUGCUGCCGAGCGAACCUGGCUCGCGCAACCCCGCGAGCGGCGAGGUCGUAUAUGUUGACGAGCGGUUGUACGAGUGUCGUGCCGUCGUUGUGGGGGUGGACAGCGAACCGAUGCGUUUCAAGGAGAAGACGAAGCGGCGGAACAGGAAAGUCAAGACUGUAAAGAGCAAGCAUAGGUAUACAGUCCUGCGCAUCAGUGAGCUGAGGAUCAAGGCACCCGAGGAGCUUGGGGCAUGA
This is a messenger RNA of Diaporthe batatas, 771 nucleotides long. RefSeq names its product mitochondrial 54S ribosomal protein YmL49. The record is from RefSeq and is a predicted model, not a curated record. The coding region runs from base 1 to 771 and encodes 256 amino acids. Gene Ontology annotation, molecular function: structural constituent of ribosome. The transcript has a single exon. Lineage: Eukaryota; Fungi; Ascomycota; Sordariomycetes; Diaporthales; Diaporthaceae. Gene Ontology annotation, cellular component: mitochondrial large ribosomal subunit.